This is a messenger RNA of Agrilus planipennis (emerald ash borer), 1156 nucleotides long. RefSeq names its product dynein heavy chain 6, axonemal-like. Lineage: Eukaryota; Metazoa; Arthropoda; Insecta; Coleoptera; Buprestidae. The transcript has 5 exons. The annotation marks the transcript as partial. The record is from RefSeq and is a predicted model, not a curated record.
UUGCCUUUCCCGAAGUUUCUUUAUUGUACUAGACUAAACGUGAUACUAACAAAAAAAUUAUAAAGUAAAUCCUCAUUCUGAUUAAGAUUAUUCAAUUUAUCGAGUGGAAAUAUCGCCAAUGGCAACCGUUGCUAUUUAAUAUUAAAUAUCAACAAAUAAAGCUCUUGUCAUCAUAGUCGGUGCAUUUAUUGUGGUCGAGGAAAAGUACAAUAUUCACAAGAUGGAUUUUGAUCACGAAUCUUCAAAAAAGGGGUCUAGAGCUACAGAAUCGACCUUAGACGAUUUGUCCAAGAUGCUCGACAGUCCCGCGCAGAAAGUGAGCAACAAAUACGUCUGCACACCCCCAGAAACGUUUACUCGAAAACCUGAUACAAUUCCUUUUCACGUUCCGCAUAAAAAACUUCUUGAGAAAAUCGAAUAUCAAAAACCAAUCCCCGAACCACUGACUGGUUUCGAUGAACGACAGCAAGCUAUACUUAGGAGAAGGAGAAGAAGAGAAAAAAUUUCACAAGAGAAAGAUGAAGGAGAAACAGCCGCGAAACUAAAAAAAGGAGGCGUUCGUUUCAUCGGAGAAGAAGCCGAAAGCGAGUCUAAUACGGAAUCGAUUUCGACGGGGGCGAGCGAUAUUGUUUUGCCUCAUCAUAAAGUAAAGGGUGUUGUUAAGCAAAAAGACCUGAUAAAUCAAAUGCGAAACACUGUCGACGGAUCGUUUGUCUACAUGGUUUACGCCGUUCCCAGGUCGUCAGAAAUGUUCACCCCGUAUGCCUUAAAAUUAGUAGAAUACGAGAAUGUGGAAAAGACGAACUUUUUGACGAUGAGUUCGCAUGGCGUGACUCAGUUUAUUUGUGGAGAAAUGUCCUUCACUAAUUUAAACAAAUGGGAAGAGGAAUACGACACGUAUUGUCGUUUAAUGAGAAUCAAAUCGUUCUUUUAUUUUCGAAUGUGGAAAGCGUAUUACGUUUGGCGAAAAGGAAUAAUUUUUCGAAAAUAUACUUCUGCAAGGACCGCUUUAGAAGGCAAUCUUUUUUACACGAACGCACAUUUACGAGAAGCACUCCUCAACAUACAAAAUAUGUGCUUCACAAUGAUCGAAACCAAAUUCUGCGAUCUCUCCAUUGUAGACAACUUUUACCUAUUUUACUUCAUAGAAGCGCAG